AUGCACUACUGUAACAGGUUCCCCUGGACAGUACCAUUGAUGCACCACUGUAACAGGUUCCCCUGGACAGUACCGUUGAUGCACCACUGUAACAGGUUCCCCUGGACAGUACCAUUGAUGCACCACUGUAACAGGUUCCCCUGGACAGUACCAUUGAUGCACCACUGUAACAGGUUCCCCUGGACAGUACCAUUGAUGCACCACUGUAACAGGUUCCCCUGGACAGUACCGUUGAUGCACCACUGUAACAGGUUCCCCUGGACAGUACCAUUGAUGCACCACUGUAACAGGUUCCCCUGGACAGUACCGUUGAUGCACUACUGUAACAGGUUCCCCGAACAGUAACUCUCUCCCCCUCUACCUCCCUCUUUCAGAGUGGACAAGACACCUCUACAGUAGUGCUGUGUGAGAGAUGGAACAUACCAGAACAGAACAGGCUGCUAUUUGACCGUUGACCUUAAAACUAAAGCUCCUACAGAAAUUGAUGAUUAGCCAGGCGAGAUGUCAUUCUUCACCUUCUUAUGUGUUUUUUUAACAAACACAAAAGCAUAUUCAAAUCAAAUCAAAUCAAAUGUUAUUGGUCACAUGCGCCGAAUACAACAGGUGCAGACAUUACAGUGAAAUGCUUACUUACAGCCUUAACCAACAGUGCAUUUAUUUUAAACCAAAAAAAGUAAAAAUAAAACAACAACAAAAAAAGUGUUGAGAAAAAAAAGAGCAGAAGUAAAAUAAAGUGACAGUAGGGAGGCUAUAUAUACAGGGGGGUACCGUUGCAGAGUCAAUGUGCGGGGGCACCGGCUAGUUGAGGUAGUUGAGGUAAUAUGUACAUGUGGGUAGAGUUAAAGUGACUAUGCAUAAAUAAUUAACAGAGUAGCAGCAGCGUAAAAAGGAUGGGUGCAAAUAGUUUGCAGUGCAAAUAGUCCGGGUAGCCAUGAUUAGCUGUUCAGGAGUCUUAUGGCUUGGGGGUAGAAGCUGUUGAGAAGUCUUUUGGACCUAGACUUGGCACUCCGGUACCGCUUGCCGUGCGGUAGCAGAGAGAACAGUCUAUGACUAGGGUGGCUGGAGUCUUUGACAAUUUUGAGGGCCUUCCUCUGACACUGCCUGGUAUAGAGGUCCUGGAUGGCAGGAAGCUUUGCCCCAGUGAUGUACUGGGCCGUACACACUACCCUCUGUAGUGCCUUGUGGUCGGAGGCCAAGCAGUUGCCAUACCAGGCGGUGAUGCAACCAGUCAGGAUGCUCUCGAUGGUGCAGCUGUAGAAUUUUUUGAGGAUCUGAGGACCCAUGCCAAAUCUUUUCAGUCUCCUGAGGGGGAAUAGGCUUUGUCGUGCCCUCUUCACGACUGUCUUGGUGUGUUUGGACCAUGAUAGUUCGUUGGUGAUGUGGACACCAAGGAACUUGAAGCUCUCAACCUGUUCCACUACAGCCCCGUCGAUGAGAAUGGGGGCGUGCUCAGUCCUCUUUUUUUUCCUGUAGUCCACAAUCAUCUCCUUUGUCUUGGUCACGUUGAGGGAGAGGUUGUUGUCCUGGCACCACACGGCCAGGUCUCUGACCUCCUCCCUAUAGGCUGUCUCAUCGUUGUCGGUGAUCAGGCCUACCACUGUUGUGUCGUCGGCAAACUUAAUGAUGGUGUUGGAGUCGUGCCUGGCCAUGCAGUCAUGGGUGAACAGAGAGUACAGGAGGGGACUGAGCACGCACCCCUGAGGGGCCCCCGUGUUGAGGAUCAGUGUGGCAGAUGUGUUGUUACCUACCCUUACCACCUGGGGGCGGCCCAUCAGGAAGUCCAGGAUCCAGUUGCAGAGGGAGGUGUUUAGUCCCAGGAUCCUUAGCUUAGUGAUGAGCUUAGAGGGCACUAUGGUGUUGAAUGCUGAGCUGUAGUCAAUGAAUAGCAUUCUCACGUAUUGGACCUAUACGUUCACAUGUCAAUGUGGUAUACACACCUAGCAUGGUUCUACAUGGUUCUACACAGUGGUCAUUAACACCAUGUAUGUCUGUUUCAUGAAGUGAAAAUCUGGACGGUACAGAAAUGUUGUAAGAAGUAGUUAUUUUCAUUCUGUCUGUCAUUCUGUCAGUCAUUCUGUGAAAUCACUAUCUGACCUCUAUGUGAUGUCAGACUGUCUGUCUAGUGUUUGUAACACCUUGCUGGCUGUAGGCCACCUUCAACCCUGAUCUGAUCUGACCUGAAUCGAUCCCAUCUACCAGGUGAGCCAGUGGCGUCCGGAAUGUUUUCUCACUAGCCCUGCUGUGGUGGAAGAGGGGAUUAAAAAUGAUAAGAGUGAGAGAUGAGCGCCGUCAGGACGUCUCCUUUCUCACCACAGAUCUCUCUCUCUAUCGGACACCCCCCUCCUUUCCAUCCUCCCAUACACCUCUCCAUCCCCCCAUACACCUCUCCAUCCCUCCCUCCCUCCCACUGCCUAUCCUGACAGCCUCUGCUGAGAUGGUGUUGAGGUGAUGUGAUUACUUUUUACAUAACCAGACUGGUGCUCCUGCCUGCAGCAGUAGUGGUGUACAGCCUGCCUGGGCCUCCGAGCUGAUAGGGUGUACCAGUCUGCCCUACCCAGGAUGCCCUGUUGCAGCACUGAUAUGAUAGAUGUUGUUUCCUGCCUGUGGCGUACACAGUGGCAUCAGGAGGGAAGAGCAAUACCUAGCAGAAUCACAUUAAUACUGUGUUGGGCUGUCUGGUCCCAUCUGGACAGUGCACAUCCAGUUUGGGCUAUCAUACUAUUUAGGCUGGAGUGGGAGUGAGUGUUUGAGGGUCUCUCACUCUGCAAAUGGUCCCAACUGUCCCAAAAUAGAGAACAGUAGAGAACAUCUCUGGAUGACAUGCUCCUCACUGAGUAAAAAGGUAAAGUCACCUGUUAUCCCUGCCUGGAUAGGGAGGAGAGAAGAGGAGGCCUGUGUCCUGACGUUACCUUGUUUGGUGUAAGAAAUGUCACAGGGUCACUGAAUGCCAUUGAUUGGUCAUUUUUGUGUCUGAAAACUUCUAUAUGUAAAUGGCCUAACCAAAUAAUGUAAUCUCUCCCAUCUGAGUCUAAUAAACAAAUCUGCCGUCUCAAUGACAGCUCACUCAAUAAUCGCCUGGGAGUCAGAACAGGGACAUUUUGAUAGGCCAAAUCGAGCUCUUUACUGCCAUGCACCUCCCAAUUUUUGUAACAAUGCGGAGGGCUCCGUAUAGCUGAGAUGUGGUUGACGGUAGGUGGGGGCGGGAGGUCCUGUAUAAACACAAACUUACUUUCUUGACAACUUCCUUCACAAACAGCUCUGCGACGUGCAAGAAGUAUGAAUGCCCUGACUUCUAUAGAGGCCGUUUCACAGUAAAUACUGUACGGCCACUGCAGACGUCGGAUUGACCAUGCAGAGUCUUUCCACUGUCUGUAGGAGCGAACCAUUUUCGUGAAUGGGGUGGUGUACCUAAUAAACUGGCCGCUGUGUGUAUGUCUGAACUGUUCUGAAUAUCAUCAUUCAUCUCCAUUAUUGUGAUGAGUAGUCGUAGUAAAGCCUAAAACUGUAUUUAUACUUUGUAACACUGCAUACGGAGGUGUAUCAAAAGGCAAUUAGCCAGGGAAGAAAGGCAUGGUCCAAUCAGCUUAGCCAAAGCGCCACAAUCCACCAGUCACCCCUCACGUUGUUAUAAUGGGCCAUAUUUAUAAGCAUAAUUACAGGGGGCUAUUUAAUACUCUGUGCUGCACUGAGCUCACUGAGUCGCUGCCAAAAUAUUUAGCGGGGCUGCAGGGUUAUGCAAGAGGGGGAGUGGGGUGUGCAGCAGUGGAAUCCCCGGAGGUCUCAGCUUGGAGAGCUCUGAGUGUUCCGGGGUUCCAGUUCUAACUGUUAGUUCUAAGUCUCUGUUCUGUCUGGCUAGCUGUGCUGAGGGCUCUUUAACUUAGUGCUGUUUGCUUUGUUCUGCUGCUCUAGCCGGACUAUAAAGCUGUAGCGUAUUCCACCCAAGGGGAAGUACCUCCAUUUGCAUUAAUUAAUUUACCUCUUGAAGAGAUGUUUUGAACACUGGUGUACCUGCCUGCUGGGAGGAUGAGCUAAUUGGGUAGGAUAGGUGACAUGGUUCAGUUCACUAAGGAAAGACCGCUAACGUUAGUCGGUCAGUCAGUGUCUGUUUCAACUACAUGUCUUUGGUUGGUUUCCUACCUAGCGCACUGCUUUCCUCUUUCAUAUCAGUCCCUGUCUCUGUCCUCCCCACGUCUUUGGAGUUUCACAUAACAGUCAGACGUCAUAAUCUCUCAGUAAAACUGUCCCUUCCGUUUCCCCAUGAGGUCAGGUCCCCAGUCAUUGUUUGAGGUAUUACUGUUUAAAAGAAAAUUUCUAUGGCUUUCACUAAGGACUGAAGAGAUCCAGUAGAUUAUGACUCAAAUAGCAGGUUUCCAACCAGCCAUCUGACUGUGAUUUUCAUCCACAGCUUAGAGUGGAUUUACAUAAAGUAGAGCCUUCAGAAAGUAGUCAUACCCCUUGACUUAUUCCACAUUUUGUUGUUAGUCUGAAAUCAAAAUUGAUUAAAUAUAUUUUUUUUCUCACCCAUAUAAACACAAUACCCAAUAAUGACAAAGUGAAAACAUGUUUUUAGAAAUUCUUGCACAUUUAUUGAAAAUGAAAUACAGAAAUAUCUCAUUUACUUAAGUGUUCACACCCCUGAGUCAAUACUUUGUAGAAGCACCUUUGGCAGCAAUUACAGCUGUGAGUCUUUCUGGGUAAGACUCUCAGAGCUCUCAACACCUGGAUUGUGUAACAUUUGCCCAUUAUUCUUCAAGCUCUGUUAAAUUGGUUGUUGAUCAUUGCUAGACAACCAUUUUCAGGUCCUGCCAUAGAUUUUCAAGUAGAUUUAAGUCAAAAGUGUUACUCGGCCACUCAGGAACAUUCACUGUCUUCUUGGUAAACAACUAGUGUAGAUUUGGCCUUGUGUUUUAGGUUAUUCUCCUGCUGAAAGGUGAGUUAAUCUCCCAGUGUGUGGUGGAAAGCAGGCUGAGUUUGAAAUUCACUGCUCGACUGAGGGACCUUACAAUUAUCUGUAUGUGUGGGGUACAGAGAUGAGGUAGUCAUUCAGAAAUGAUGUUAAACACUAUCGUUUUACUCCUGAACUUAUUUAGGCUUGACUUGUUAAGCACAUUUUUACUCCUGAACUAUUUAGACUUGCCAUAAGAAAGGGGUUGAAUACUUAAAUCGAAAAACAUAAUUCUACUUUGACAUCAUGGGGUAUUGUGUGUAGGCCAGUGACAAAAUAAAUCUCAAUUUUAUCAAUUUAAAAUUCAGGGUUUAACACAACAAAAUGUGGAAAAAGUCAAGGGGUGUGAAUACUUUCUGAAGGCACUGUAUAAGCUUUUGUGCAAUAGUUUUCGUGCAAUGUCGAACAACAUUGGACGGCGAGAGAAAGAGAUCUGCAGUGCUGAUCGACUUUCCCUGUAGGUAAAGUAAGCUAAAGAGUAGCAGGCCCAGGUUCUUUAGAUGGUAUGCUAGGAACUAAGUCAGUCUCCAUUUCAAAGCAGUAUGUCUUGCGUUUAUCUCCUUAAGUUGUUGUCGUCAUGGUUGGAAUCGUUGUCCUUGUUGUUCUUUUCCAGCCCUGGCCAAGCCUCAUUCCGAUCAUAUUCUCUUAAGAACUAAAUCCCAUCUUGGGAAACAUGCGUCUGUGAAACUGGAGCUUAAUGGGUAAAUAAUGCAUUGAUGUCAAUGGGAGGUUUCUGAGCAGAAUGGAGGAGGGUUUAAUGUUGCUGCUCCCUUCACUUGCCUUGGCUCCUGAUACCAGGGCUGUGUAGUCUUUUAGCGGGGGCCACCCCCUUCCUACCCCCAUCAAAUCGAACCCAAAGCCUGGACCACCAGUGAGAAAAGAAGGAAGUAGUAUUUUGUUUUAUGUGUUUGUUGUUGCUCUCAGAGCUGUGCUGUGGUGAGCUAUGGUGAGCUGAGCUGUGGUGAGCUGUGCUGUGGUGAGCUGAGCUGGGGUGAGCUA
Molecule: messenger RNA, 5944 nt
Organism: Coregonus sp. 'balchen'
Lineage: Eukaryota; Metazoa; Chordata; Actinopteri; Salmoniformes; Salmonidae
Source: the annotation of a GenBank genome assembly